AUGCCGUCCCUGUCGAUCUCCCCUGGCAUCGCCGCACUGCUGAGGUCGAUACCGUCCUUCGUCACCCCCUUCGUUCUCUUGUUCUCCCUCAAGCGCGUACUUGACGCCCGUGGCAGCUCUGCUCCAGCAUGGGCAUACGCGACUGCGUGUGUGCUGGGCUACCCGCUUGUCUUCUUCGGCCGUGUGUUCUACAAAGACUGGCGUAUCCGUCGUCGAGCGCAUGCCCUCGGUGCGCGCCCGGUUCCGCGUGUCUCAGCGAGGCUGCCGGGCGGAAUUGACCGCCUGAUGUACUCCAUCCAACACAUGGGCGACUAUUGUGGCGACGCGAUCAGGCCCAUGUACACGGAGGCGGGGCCCCUUUUCGACAUGCGCGUCCUCUGGAACUCGGCUUUCUUCACCGCGCACCCGGCACACAUCAAGUCCAUGCUCGCCACCGACUUCCAGAACUUCGUCAAAGGCCCGCUCUUCACCUCCCAAAUGCGCUCCGUGCUCGGCGCGGGCGUCUUCAACGCCGACGGCGACGUCUGGCGGUUCCAUCGCGGCAUCACCCGGCCCUUCUUCGUCCGGGAGAAGAUCACGCACUUCGAGAUGUACGAGAGCCACGCGCGGGAGGCGAUCGAUCGCCUGAGGGAGCGCGUGCGCGAGGGCGUCGCCGUCGACGUCCAGGACCUCGUCGCGCGCUUCACGCUCGACAGCGCGACCGUGUUCCUCUUCGGCCAGCGCGUGCACUCCCUCGGCGCCCCUCUGCCGUACCCGCAUAACCACCGCAACGGGGCGGCGGCCGCGGGGCAGUCCGCGAGCGCCCGCGAGGCGGAGGCGUUCGCGCGUGCGUUCGGCGCGUCGCAGGACGUGCUCGCGCAGCGCGCCACCGUGGGCCCGAUCUGGCCGCUUUUCGAGAUGAAGCGUGACGGGACGGCGGAGCCGAUGCGCAUCGUCAACGCGUUCAUCGACCCGAUCCUGAAAGAGGCGAUGCGAAAGAGGCCGGCCGGGGAAGUCAGAUCUGGCGAAGGGAAGGAAGAGGUGGCGGACGAGGAUACGUUACUGGACUACCUUGUCCGACAAACAAGUGACACCACCCUCAUCAAAGAUGAGAUCCUCAACAUUAUGAUUGCAGGGCGCGACACGACCGCUACUACUCUCACCUCUGCCCUCUACGCGCUCGCCAUCCACCCGCCCGUCUUCGCCAGACUGCGCUCCGAAAUAGCCCAGCACGUUGGUCUUGGGCGCGACGGCCGUGCACCGACGUACGACGACGUGCGCGCGAUGAAGUACCUUCGCGCCGUCAUCAACGAGGUCCUGCGGCUGUUCCCGCCCGUACCGUUCAACGUGCGCACAAGCGUUGGCGAGGUGGUCUGGCCGGCGGACUCUGGUGACGUGGACGGGCGGGGGUGGUACGUGCCCCCAGGGACGUCAUGCACGUAUUCGGUGCUUUACAUGCACAGGCGGAAGGACCUAUGGGGCCCGGAUGCCGAAGAAUUCGAUCCGGACCGCUUCCUCGACGAACGCCUGCACAAAUACCUCACGCCGAACCCGUUCAUUUUCCUGCCUUUCAACGCUGGACCGCGUAUCUGUCUCGGCCAGCAAUUCGCCUACAACGAAGCUUCUUUCAUGCUCAUCCGCCUCUUGCAAGUCUUCUCCGGCAUCGAGCUCGCCCCGGACGCGCAGCCGCCUGACUCUCGCCCACCGCCCGAGUGGAAGCAGCUGUCGGGGCGCACUGCCAUCGAGCAGUUCUGGCCUAGAAACCACUUGACCAUGUAUGCCAAGGGCGGGCUGUGGGUACGGCUGACGGAAACAGAGGGGUAGGUGGAGGUUGCAUGAUGGGUAGGUUCCGACGGAGAAGUGUGACAUUUUGCUCUCGACCUCGCCCAAGGCAAGGAAUGAUAAUGUCACAUUGAAACCGACUUGUAUGUAUCGUACGUAAUGCUGAUUUGUAGUCGU
Molecule: messenger RNA, 1938 nt
Organism: Punctularia strigosozonata HHB-11173 SS5
Lineage: Eukaryota; Fungi; Basidiomycota; Agaricomycetes; Corticiales; Punctulariaceae
Product: cytochrome P450 monooxygenase pc-3
Exons: 7
Coding region: 1-1803 (600 amino acids)
Molecular function (GO): iron ion binding; heme binding; monooxygenase activity
Source: RefSeq, a predicted model, not a curated record